AUGGUCAAUUACCAGAAAUAUUGGGUUAAUUUUGAUAGGUGUACUCCUGAGUUUAGGAAGUGCCUCGAUGAAUUAUUUUUGGAUAUUUCCUUCUCUCAACCCGGUGUGAAAAAUCAAAUACGUUGUCCUUGUCCCAAAUGCAACAAUUUUAUGUUCAAAUUUAGAAAUGAAGUUCAUCAUCAUGUGCGCCAAUGGGGGAUAGUGACCUCUUAUAAAACAUGGGUGCAUCAUGGUGAGAUACUUCAAGAUACAUCCACUAUAGAUGUGUCUGAUCUAAAUGAAAUUGAUUGUGAAAGGGAGAAUGAUUCUGCUACUUAUGAGAUGUUGUAUAACAUCUUUAGAGGAGAAACACUAGGGGAGACGCCGAGAGAUUUCGCUACCAACGUAGAUGAAAAUAUAGAAGAAGAACCUCAUCAGGGGGCAAAGAAGUUCCAGAGGCUAAUGAGGGAUUAUGAGCAAAGCCUGUAUUCGGACAGUGGGAUAUCAAGGUUAUCUUUCAUUGUCAAGUUGUUUCAAAUGAAAUGUCGCUAUGGAUGGAGCAACAAUUCAGUUGAUGCUUUGUUGCUCUUUCUAAAAAGUAUAUUUCCAAAGGAAAAUUCUUGUCCAACUUCAUUUUAUGAUACUCGAAAAGUGAUUCGAGAUUUGGGAUUAGAUUACGAGAAGAUAGAUGCUUGUGUGAAUGAUUGCAUUUUGUUUCGAGGGCAAGCAUACCCUGGUCUUGAUGAAUGUCCAAAGUGUAAGCAAUCUAGAUGGGUGAAGGGGAAGGGGAAUGAAAAGGAUAACCUACGGAAGAAGGUACCCCAGAAGAUACUAAGAUACUUUCCGUUAAAACCUAGGUUUCAAAGGAUCUUCAUGUGUGAAGAAACAGCGCUAGCAAUAAGGUGGCACAAAGAGAAAUGA
Arachis stenosperma is the source of this 900-nucleotide messenger RNA. RefSeq lists its product as uncharacterized. The transcript has a single exon. Bases 1 to 900 code for a protein of 299 amino acids. The record is from RefSeq and is a predicted model, not a curated record. NCBI's taxonomy places the organism in Eukaryota, Viridiplantae, Streptophyta, Magnoliopsida, Fabales, Fabaceae.